Molecule: messenger RNA, 1289 nt
Organism: Perognathus longimembris pacificus (Pacific pocket mouse)
Lineage: Eukaryota; Metazoa; Chordata; Mammalia; Rodentia; Heteromyidae
Gene: Tmem178b
Product: transmembrane protein 178B
Exons: 4
Coding region: 392-1276 (294 amino acids)
Cellular component (GO): membrane
Source: RefSeq, a predicted model, not a curated record
AAAGGAACCCCCCGAGCGAGUCCCAGCGGCAGCGGAGCGGUCGCGGGCACUUAGGGCAGGCGGCAUCGCCCGGAGCCGGGCUGCGCGCGGGGCCUCGCAGUCCCUUCCUGCGGGGCGGGGAGGGGGCGGGAAGCCGCGGGGCGCAGAUCGCGGCCACCGGGAGGCUGCGCCAGCCUCGGAGGAUGCCCAGGAGCCCGCGGGAGCCUCUACCGAGCAGAACUUUUUAGGCUUCCCGCCCCCGAUCCGCGCACUCCCGGGGCUGCGCACCAGUCGGUGGGGGCUCCACCACGCGGGCCCCCCCCUCCCGUCCUCUCCCCCAGCUCGGGCGGACGCAGGGAGGGAAGGCGAGGCGCGGCGGAUCAUGCCCAUGGUGUAGCCGCCCAGCGGAGGCAUGGCUGCCGGAAGGUUACUGCUCUACACGGGCCUCUCGCUAGCGCUCUGCGCCCUCGGCAUGCUGGCUGUGGCCAUCUGCUCCGACCACUGGUACGAGACGGACGCCAGGAAGCACAGGGACAGGUGCAAGGCCUUCAACACUCGCCGGGUGGACCCGGGCUUCAUUUACAACAACAAUAACAACUUGCCUCUCCGGGCCAGCCGCUCACGCCUGGACCGCUGGGAGGGCAAACUCCUCCGGGCCCGGAAUCGCCGGCAGCUCUUCGCCAUGAGCCCCGCGGACGAGUGCAGCCGGCAGUACAACUCCACCAACAUGGGCCUCUGGAGGAAGUGUCACCGGCAAGGCUUCGACCCCGAGAUCGCAGCCCUCAUCCGGAAAGGAGAACUUGAGCGAUGUACAUACAUCAAGUACCACUACUCCUCAGCAACCAUCCCCAGGAACCUCACGUUCAACAUCACCAAGACCAUCCGUCAGGAUGAGUGGCAUGCCCUGCACUUGCGCAGAAUGACGGCCGGCUUCAUGGGCAUGGCGGUGGCCAUCAUCCUCUUCGGCUGGAUCAUCGGAGUGCUGGGCUGCUGCUGGGACCGAGGCCUUAUGCAGUAUGUGGCAGGGCUUCUCUUCCUCAUGGGAGGAACCUUCUGCAUUAUUUCACUGUGCACCUGUGUGGCUGGGAUCAACUUUGAGCUGUCACGCUACCCUCGCUACCUGUAUGGACUCCCAGAUGACAUCAGUCAUGGCUAUGGAUGGUCCAUGUUCUGUGCAUGGGGGGGCCUGGGCCUCACGCUCAUCUCGGGAUUCUUCUGUACCUUGGCCCCCUCUGUCCAACCUGUCCCGAGGACCAACUGCCCUAAAUCCAGACCCGAGAAUGGGACAGUGUGCUAAAAUAAACACAAAA